Messenger RNA from Heterobasidion irregulare TC 32-1, 471 nucleotides. RefSeq lists its product as uncharacterized. The record is from RefSeq and is a predicted model, not a curated record. Bases 1 to 471 code for a protein of 156 amino acids. NCBI's taxonomy places the organism in Eukaryota, Fungi, Basidiomycota, Agaricomycetes, Russulales, Bondarzewiaceae. The transcript has a single exon.
AUGUGCAUUUUCUUGCCACUUCGCCUUCGUUCUUUAUUUAUUUUUACUUGCAUCCCCCGGGGUGAUGGCAGAGGUGGCGUGCUGCUUUGGAUAGACGAUGCGUUCAAAUGGUUCGGGCUUCGCGUCGUAUCCUGUCGCACAUCCCUCCCCUUUUUCAACUCUGGCUCUGCCUCCCUUCACAUGUCCUACACAUACUGGUUCUCCAUGAUCCACCUCUCGUCGGUCUUCGAGCUGCACUCGCAUUUCUUCUUGUCACGUUCUUCUUCACGAAUACCUUUACGCGCACGCUCACCAGUCCGGCUGCGGGCCUCUCUCUUUUCGUGCGCGUGUCGUGUCCCGACGUCCUGGCCUCGGCGUCCUCUUUGCUUUUUUCCCUUCAGGUCGCUCGCAGCGUCCGUCCUCUCCUACUCUCUCUUUAUUCCUAGUAUGCGGAAAGCGGCCCUACGUCCCAUCUUCAAUUCUUGCUAUUGA